AGGUCCUCCCCGCCGCGCUCCCUCCCCCGGCUGUCACCGGCUAGCUCAGCUGUCUGUCGGAGACGCUAAAGAUGGCAGGGAACAAGUCGUACACAAUAGUGGAGUAUUUCGGUGGGGACGACGGUUACCGCUGUGGUUAUUGUAAAAAUGAAAAGGGAAACUUCUCUCACGGAAUGUGGUCUCACACUAUGACAGUACAAGACUACCAGGACCUCAUAGACAGAGGAUGGAGAAGAAGUGGGAAAUAUGUCUAUAAACCCAUAAUGAACAAGACAUGCUGUCCACAGUACACUAUCAGAUGUCAUGCCUUGAAGUUUCAACCAUCCAAAUCCCAUAAGAAGAUUCUGAAGAAGAUGAGCAAAUUCUUUUCCAAAGGGGAGUUACCAACAGGACAGGAUGACGAGGAGCCGAUGGAAUCAAUGUGUGAAGAAGCAGGUCCACGGGAGCCGAAAAAGGUUUGCCACCCAGAAGUGGAGUGUCCUGCUAUCACAGAAAUUCAGAAGGACGUAGUGGAUGCCAAACCAGCAGGCUCAGAAACAUCAAGAAAAGAUCCUGUUUCAGUCCCGGAUGGGAGACCAGCAGCCACAGAAACAUCAAGAAAAGAUUCAGUUUCUGUACCAGAUGGGAGACCGGCAGCCACAGCUCCCAAACCAGGAGUAGGAGCAGACCCUAACCGACCACCAUGUCGAAAGGCCAAAGACUUGAGAAAGGAGCGACGUCUUCAGAAAGAGCAGAUGAGACAGCAAGCUGGUGGUGUCUCUUCCAAUGUCACUCCUACCCCAGCCACACCCACCCCAACAAACCAACCCAAAUCCUUGGAAGAUUUCAUCAACGAGUCGCUAACUGACAACCCUCUUCAUUGCCUUGAGGUGAGGCUAGUGCGCUCCAACCCCCCUAGCCCGCAGUUCAAAGCCUCUUUCGACGCCUCCUACCAGGUGUACAAACUGUACCAGAUGGCCAUUCACAAGGACCCUCCCGACAAGCCCACCGAGAGCCAGGUGAGGCUAGUGCCGGUCAGCUUUGAGGACCCUCAGUUCACAGCGUCUUAUGAGCAGUCGGCAGCGCUGUAUGCCCGCUACCAGAUGGCAGUUCAUGGUGAUGCCCCCUCCGAGUGUAAUGAGAGUGAGUUUCGGAGGUUUCUCUGUGAUUCACCACUAGAGGCAGAAUUUUCUCCCGAUGGGCCGGAGGUGGGUUACGGCUCCUUCCACCAGCAGUACUGGCUUGACGGGCGCAUUGUGGCAGUGGGGGUGAUUGACAUCCUGCCUAACUGUGUGUCCUCUGUCUACCUGUACUACCACCCAGAGUUCGCCUCACUGUCUUUGGGCUCCUAUUCUGCUCUCAGGGAGAUUGCCUUCACCAGGCAGCUGCAGAAACAGUCCCCCAAGCUGUGCUACUACUACCUGGGCUUUUACAUUCACUCCUGCCCCAAAAUGCGCUACAAGGGGCAGUACCAGCCUUCAGACCUUCUGUGCCCAGAAACCUACGUCUGGGUGCCUAUAGAGCAAUGCCUACCCAGCCUGGAGAAUAGCCGCUAUGCCCGCUUCAACCAAGACCCUGAUGCAGGGGAUUCACGGGUGCUGAAGGAUGUGGGGAGAACUCUGGUGCUAUACAGACGGACGGUCAUGCCCUACGCAGCCUACAGCUGCAAACGCAAGGGCUCCAGCGACCAGACGGAGGUGGAGCAGUACGCCAACUUGGUGGGCCAAGUCUGCGCCGAAAGGAUCUUGCUGUACCGCGCCUGAACCUUCAGUCCGCGCCGCGCCGCCCCACCUUUUCAUAUAAAAGCACCACCUCCAAUAUGUCUGUCUAUCUGCCUGUUUGUCUGUCUGUCUGUCUGUCUCCCUGCUGUUUGUGCACUCUACAGCUUCACCCCGUAGCCUCACCAUGCUUAGCUCUACACAAACCGAAACAAUACAGUAGCCACUGAAUAUGUACUGUAUCUAUGUACCCAUAAAUCCACUGGCCUGCUUGAUCAAUUACAUCUCAUAUUUCAUGUUUGGUAGAAUCCAUUUUUAUUAUCAUUUAACCCAACGACACAGUUUAGUUGAUGUGUAUCCCUUUGCUUGAAUAGACACAAAUACAUUGGUCACAGAGAACAGCCCUUUGAAUGUUAUUUUGAUAUAAUGCUGUCAUUGCUUCUGCUUCAUCUUCUUUUUUUCAAUUCUCAACACUGUAUGUUGAUGGAGAGAUUAUAUUGUAAAAGAAACUAACCACACGCAGGUGAUAGUUGUCCUCUGUGCUGAUGUGAGAUCAGAUUGAGCUCAACGUUGCCAACUUGAAGAGCAUGUUCCCCACUGAAUGUCUGCUGGUAUCGAAUAAGCAUGGAAGAAGAUUUUUGUCUUUCAUUUUACAUCCCCCAAAAAUCAAGACUCUCAUAUUAAACCUCUGUGAUAAAGACGUGUGACAGUGGGUUUCCGUGAAGCAAAAAUUUCACUCUUUCAGUGUUCAUGUUUGUUACACUUAUAGCUUUAUUUGCUCCGCUUUUCUUAUUGUGUUAUUUUUUGUUAAACCAAAUAAAGUGAUUGUAUAUUCCCUG
Messenger RNA from Myripristis murdjan (pinecone soldierfish), 2536 nucleotides. It is a transcript of the gene ate1, whose product is annotated as arginyltransferase 1. Gene Ontology annotation, cellular component: cytoplasm. Bases 72 to 1742 code for a protein of 556 amino acids. The record is from RefSeq and is a predicted model, not a curated record. Gene Ontology annotation, molecular function: arginyl-tRNA--protein transferase activity. The transcript has 13 exons. Gene Ontology annotation, biological process: protein arginylation. Lineage: Eukaryota; Metazoa; Chordata; Actinopteri; Holocentriformes; Holocentridae.